Molecule: messenger RNA, 2350 nt
Organism: Harmonia axyridis
Lineage: Eukaryota; Metazoa; Arthropoda; Insecta; Coleoptera; Coccinellidae
Exons: 10
Coding region: 445-2082 (545 amino acids)
Biological process (GO): protein modification by small protein removal
Molecular function (GO): peptidase activity
Source: RefSeq, a predicted model, not a curated record
UAUUUCCAACGUUUUUGCAGGUUUAUGCGUUACAUUUCACUGAGAAUGCAAUAUAAUUUGAAUCUAAAUAUAAAUUCAACUACAACCAGGUGAAAUAUUUCAGUAUGCAGCAGAACUCCAAACUAUUUUGAAAUAGAGAAGAGUUUUGUAUUUAUACUGACGUGUUUUUAUAUCUCAAAAUUGGCAAAUAGAGCUGCAUACUCCGGUAAUGUGCAAAAUCAUCCAAUUUUCAUCUCACGGUUGAGUCACUACGGAUUUUUAGUUGAGUCAUUCUCAAAAGUGCGCAAUUUUCGUGGUAAAUUGAAAUAACGAUCGUUUCAUAAUUUUUUGUGGUGUCUAAGUUGGUAACCCACGCCUGAUCAAGUUUGACAGUUCAUCUAAAUAAUAUUUGGAAAAUUCUCGAAAUUUUAAAACGUUGGGAAGAAACUGUCCAAAAUUUUCAAAAUGGAAAAACACAAGGUGGAACUCUACAUCUACGAUCUCUCCAUGGGAAUGGCCAGAACUAUGGCCCCCAUGUUCAUAGGUAAAUCUUUGGAAGGCAUCUGGCAUACAUCUAUCGUUGUUUUUGGACGAGAGCACUUGUUCAAUUCCAGUGGCGUGGAAAGUUGUGCACCUGCAAGUACUCAUCUAGGAAGACCACUACGUGUGGAAGUUUUAGGAUAUACAGAAGUGCCAUAUCAAGUAUUCUCAGAAUACCUAGACAGCUUGAGUGAAUCCACAUUUGCGGGAUCCAAAUACAGCCUCUUCACACACAAUUGUAACAAUUUCACUGAAGAAGUAGCUCAGUUCUUAGUUGGAAAAAGUAUUCCUCAGUAUAUUCUCGAUCUACCCAAAGAAGUAUUGAAUUCCAAUCUACCUCCAGCCUUAUUGAACCUUCUGAAUCAGUUGGAGAAAGGAGCACACGUUGGUUCCUCUAGUCAAAGUACUAAGGAAGGUAGUCCUGAUUAUCAGCAGUUACAGUCGCAAAUAGAAGAAGCAAGGUAUCACUCUUUGUUACUAGAACUGAGGAGAAAAAGAUUAACUCAAAAAUUCUUUAAAAGGGAAAGAAAGAAGGCUAAAGAAAGUGAAAGAAGACGUAGGGCGGGCGAAGGAACUGAACAAGACACAGAGAACACAAUGAGUGACGCAGAACUAGUUAAUGGUAAUAAGAUUCCCGCACCUUCAGCGGAACAACUUUUAGCUUUGGAAGAGGAAGAGAGACUAGAAGAGGAAAAACAGCAGAUAGACAAAAACCCUCCAAUCGUUUUUAGCGAUGCAAUCGAUGUUAAAGCCGAGUUUGAUGCACUGAUCAAUCUCAUUGACGGUAAAAUAUCCACCGUUGAACAAGGAUGUAUGGAGGAAUUAUCAGUUUAUAUGCUUGAGGGGGAAGGUUGUUGGGCACUCAGUGAUAACUUCUUAACGUUCGUAGGAAGACUCUUUUCCGAUGCAGUUUUCCCUGUUGAAGCCAGGGUUAGGAUGAUAAAUAUCCUAGCUGCUGGAGCUCUAAAGAGCGACAUAAUCCUUCUUUUACAUCAAGACAGGAGGGACCAUGUCCUCAUGAACUACGCCUUCGGUAUAGAUAGGCUCACCCUGGAUGAACAGCAGGCUCUCAGUCUCCUUAUCUGCAACUUGUUUUCAAACUUGAGCGCCUCUGAGUGGCUCCUGUAUAUAUCGGAGUGGAACCUCAACGGUCAGCAGACCAGCAACCUCAGAGUCACUACCAAGGUCAGCGUUCACUGCUUGCUGUCCGACGAUAAAGUGUUGCAAGAUAGAGGAACUGCUAUCAUCCACAACUUGGGUUGUAAGGAGAAGUUGUUCAAAAAUAUAAGGAUUCGUCAACUUUUGCCCAAAGGUUGUUUAUCCAAGGUAUUUGAUGAUGUCGCAGUAGAGUUAGCUAUGGCAGUAUUGCAAUUCUUCAACGUCAAACCAUCAGAAGAACAUCUCUUCAGAUGCAUGAAAGCCUUAGCAAAGUUUUCUCAAGUAUCAAGGCAAGAAGUGCCACAGCUAAUCCAAAUGAUUGGACCUGACCCUAAAACCUUCUCCGGUACAAGUGAAAGAGUUGACCAGCAGAUAGCCGAAAUAGGUGGAGGAAGAAGAAACUAAAACGAUAUGUACGAACUGAACGAAGCUAAUGAGAAAUUUCACCUGGUGAUUCUAAAAUAUAAGCUCUAAAAAAUACUUGUUUUUUAUUAUUGGCAUUUAUAUAUUGAAAUUUUGGACGAGUUUUAUCAAUUCAUCUUUUAACUAUUUCUACCAUUAACUUUCUUCCUGACGAUAAUGUUUAAAUUGUCUCUAAUGUAAAUUUUUUUUACGUUUGGCAUUUGUAAGAUAUUAUGGUUUUUCAAUUGGGUCAAUAAAGGAUUCAACAGUU